Molecule: messenger RNA, 606 nt
Organism: Lathyrus oleraceus (garden pea)
Lineage: Eukaryota; Viridiplantae; Streptophyta; Magnoliopsida; Fabales; Fabaceae
Product: secreted RxLR effector protein 161-like
Exons: 1
Coding region: 1-606 (201 amino acids)
Source: RefSeq, a predicted model, not a curated record
AUGAGCAACUGCAAUGCAACUCCUACGCCAUUAGAAACUGGAGCAAAGUUGAAGAAGAAGAUAAAUGAUAAAUUGGCAAGUACGAUAUUCUACAAACAAAUCAUUGGAUCCUUGAUGUAUCUUUGCAAUACCAAGCCAAAGAUUUGUCAAAGUAUUAGAUUGUUGAGUAGAUUCAUGGAGAAACCCCAAGAAUGUCAUCUCACUACAGUUAAGAGGGUGUUGAGAUACAUAAAGGGUGCCCUUGAUCAUGGCGUGCUGAUGCCAAGGAAGAAGAAAUCCAACAUAGAUGCAGAAGUAUAUGGCUACAUUGAUUCAGACUUCAGUGGAGAUCACGACAAAAAUAAGAGUAUUGUAGGCUACAUAUUCAAGAUCAAAGGCGCUCCAAUCUCAUGGAGCUCUAGGAAGCAAAGCAUUGCGACUUUGUCAUCAUGUGAAGCUAAGUAUGUGGUUGCAUCAUAUGCAGCAUGUCAAGCAACAUGGAUAGAGAUGUUGCUCGAAGAGCUCAAGAUAACGGAACCUAGAAAAAUGAAGUUGUUUGUCGAUAAUAAGUUAGCUAUCGACAUGACGAAUCAUCUAGUAUAUCACGGUCGAAGUAAACACAUAUAA